This is a messenger RNA of Pyricularia oryzae 70-15, 4246 nucleotides long. RefSeq names its product allantoate permease. NCBI's taxonomy places the organism in Eukaryota, Fungi, Ascomycota, Sordariomycetes, Magnaporthales, Pyriculariaceae. Bases 2442 to 4085 code for a protein of 547 amino acids. Gene Ontology annotation, cellular component: membrane. The record is from RefSeq and is a predicted model, not a curated record. Gene Ontology annotation, biological process: transmembrane transport. Gene Ontology annotation, molecular function: transmembrane transporter activity. The transcript is spliced from 3 exons.
GAACAGACCACCGGCGUCCCUGAGCUGCUUGUACUCGGGGUGGCUGGCAAUCAGGUAGGGCUUGACGUUGGCGAUCAGGCGCAUGCCGUGGCUGUGGUACUCCUUGAUCCAGGCCUCGGGGUCGGGGAAGCGGAACCUGUUCCAGUGGAAGACGUUGCGGACCUUGGGCGGGGUGUGGGACACGUAGUAGCCCGAGGACAUCUGGUAGGCGGAGCAGGGGAUGUCGUGCUCCUUCAUCUUGCGGACGAGGUCGAGCAGGGCCUCGCCGGCGGGCGGGUCGUCGAGCAUGGUGUACUUGUAGCCUCCCGAGAGGUAGCCAAAGGCCCAGCGCGGCACCAGCAGCGGCUUGCCGGCCAGGACCUCGGCGUAGGUGGUGACGACGUCCUGCAGCGUCUUGCCGACGAUGGUGUACUCCUCGAGUCCGCCGUAGUCCUGGCGGUAGACCUUGUAGAAGCCCCACAUGCCGUCCAUCUCGCAGCCGACGCUGUACUCGCCGCGCGAGUGCGUGGUGGAGAAGGUGGCCACGACGCCGUCGGGCGUGGCGUUGAUGAGCAGCGGGAUGUGCUUGUACAUGGGGUCGGUGCGGUGGGCGUCGUAGCCGAAGCUGUCGGUGGCGGUCAGCUGGAACCGCCGGCCCGACAGGUCCAUGGGCGCCGCCUUCUCGCCCAGGCCCACGUGCAGCGUCUUGCGGUUGUAGCGCGUGUAGUGCGCCACGCCCUCGCCGUCGACAGCGUAGCCCCUGCCGGGGACGUCCUCGAGCAGGGGCGUGGCGUCGUCGGCCUGUCCGGCCAGCCGGACCUUGAGCAGCGGCGUCGCCCCGCUCCAGUCGACGGUGACGGUGCCGUCUCCGGCCCGGAUCGUCUUGGUCGUCUGCCCGGGCGCCUUGACUUCAACGGUGCCGGACGGCAGCUCGACCUUGGCGCGGGUGACGGACGGGUGUGGAGGGAGCGGGUGGGUUGAUGAGGUGUAUGUCGUCCGGAAGACGUUGGGCCGGACGGCCUCGAAUGUGAAGUUGAAGGGCAGGGACUUGUCAUUGCAAGUCAGGUUGACCGAGGGGGAGUCGGCCUGCUGUGAGGGCGACGCCGCCCAGGUCGAGGGGAUGAGUUCGCGUUGGACCAUUGUUGCGGUUUUGGUUCUUUUCGAGGGACGAAGAAUACAAAGUCUAACACCGUUUUUUUUUGGUUUAUGCCGCCCGGAUAAUAUUCAUCCGAUAUAAAAAAGUACCAAGACAGGGGACAUAACUAACAAAAGAAAAACAGAAACUAUGGUGGUAUGCGGCUCAAGCAGUGUUUAGUCCUGCCUUCUUUUAAGGCUUACCCCAAAAAACACUUCCCCGGAACCGGCGAGCGAGUGAGGGGCACCGGCACCCCGUAUCGGGGGGAGCGCCUGGGAACGGGAUCGGGGUAAAGGUCCCACAUGACUCGGGAGCAUGGGGGAAAAGGACAAGCCCAUUCGACAGGUCUUGCAUUGCCCUUUCAGCUCUCUCCUCCUAUAAAGUCCUUUACCGUAUACUGGUGCGAAGCAAUGGGGGAAAGAGUUCGGACCAAUCUCCCGAGGUUUUGACGUGUGUGGGGUUGCAAGGACAGUAUGUGGGGAGACAAGGCAGGGAAGUGACCCCCAAAAUGACCCCCAAAAAAUGAGGAGCAAACCGCCUGCGGCGUAGACGUAGUAUUUUGCUAACAAAGUGGGCAACCCCAAUUGGGGCUGGGACGUCAGCCGACCAACAAAAAGCCGUUUCCAACGACCCAACCCCCGUCGAGCCCCUUAUAAUAAUCCACUCGGACGGGGGGGGAUGACCAGCAUGAUAUUGCUGGUACUGCGAUGUCAUAAACGUAUCAGUACUCGCACGUGUUGGGGCCCUCGUGUCGAGACCGCUUUUUUCUCCAUUACGUACGGAGUACCUCUUUUAUUUCUUUUUGUUUUCCGUUUCUCCUGGCGAGACUUUCCCAGACCGUGUGCCUCCUCCACAGGCGUCCAGACAACGCCUAUGGAGAAGCACUAAAAUAAACCCAAAUACACAAUCCCCGUGGGGAUUUACCACCACAAUCCGUCUGCUCCGGUUUUUUUCCACAAAACCCCACACAAGGAAUUUAUUUGUGGGCAUUCGUCUUUCUGGUGUCUCGAAUGGCUUCGCUUGAAUGGGAAUGGUCUGGGGGGGGGGGUGACGUUGUGGUAGUUGUGUAAUUGGGGAAGAUGCCGAUAAGGUGCCGACAGCAUGGGUUUGGGAUCUGAACGGUUAUAAGCCGGGACGCGGCCGGGUUGUUGGCCCUUGAGAAAGUGAGGGCUGUUCCUGGGUUCUUAUCUGUUUCUUGACUUUGCAGUAGAGUAGGCCUGCAGUUGGGACAUUUCCAACGCUGUCGAGGGUGUUUGUUGCCCUUUUUGUUUCAACUUAUUUGCUUGCUGCAUUUGCAGCUAGUCACUGCUGGCCCUUAUCUAACAAGAUGGCUGAUCCCACCGCCAAAGAUUCCAUCGGGCCUGAGAGUGCCCAGAUCGAGUCGGCGUCCCAAGACAAGGCCACGGCGAUACACACAGACGAUGCGAUUCGUCCGGCGCCGAGGCUGCCCAAGGGCAUGGACAAGGCGGAGCAGUUCCUCAAGGAGGCCGGGCACAGCGUGACGGUGACGGUGGGCAGCAACCGACGGGUGGUGCGGCGCAUCGACCUGCGGCUGCUGCCGAUCCUGCUGGUGGUGUACAGCCUCCAGUCCCUGGACAAGAACACGCUGUCGUACGCGGCGGUGUUUGGGCUCAUCGAGGACGCCAAGCUGGUGGGCGACCAGUUCAGCUGGCUGGGCAGCGUCGUGUACGUGGCGCAGCUCGUGUUCCAGCCGCUGGUGGCCUACCUGCUGGUGGUGAUGCCGGUGGGCAAGUUCAUGACGGGCAUGGUGUUUUGCUGGGGCGCCAUCCUGUGCGGCAUGGCGGCCGCGCACGACUUUGGCGGGCUCCUGGGCGCCAGGCUGCUGCUGGGCAUCUUUGAGAGCACCGUGGCGCCGGCCUUUGUGGCCAUCGUGCAGAUGUGGUACCGCCGCCGCGAGCAGACCAAGCGCAACGCCGCCUGGUACGCCAUGCUGGGCAUCGUCAACAUUGUGGGCAGUCUGUUGACCUACGGCCUGGGGCACAUCCAGACCGAGGCGCUGCACUCGUACCAGAUAAUAUUUUUGUUCUGUGGCGGCCUGACGGUUGUGUGGUCUGCUGUUAUGGGCAUCUUCAUGCCCGACUCCCCCAUGACGGCCAAGUUCCUCAAGGGUGACGACAAGCUCAUCGCCGUCGAGAGACUGCGCAUGAACCAGCAGGGCAUUAGCUCGGGAGUCUGGAAGUGGGAGCACGUUUGGGAGUGCAUGAUGGACCCCAAGACCUGGCUUUGGUUCUCUACCAUGUUUAUCAUUUCCGUCCCCAGCGGUGGCAUCUCCACCUUUGGCCCCCUCAUCAUCGGCUCCUUUGGCUUCGACCGCUUCACCACCAUCCUCUUCAACAUCCCCUUUGGCGCCAUCCAAAUGGUAGCCACCCUGGGCGGCGCCUGGCUGGCCGACAAGAUCAAGAUGAAGGGCCCCGUGCUGAUGCUGCUCUGCAUCGGCCCCAUCGCCGGCUGCGCCAUCCUGCUGGCGACGACGCGCGAGGCGUCGGACCGGGCGCUGAACCUGUUUGCCUACUACAUCAUCUCCCUGUACCCGGGCAUCUCGCCGCUCAUCUACUCGUGGUCGGGCCAGAACACGGGCGGCGACACCAAGCGCAAGGUGACGACCGCCAUGAUCUUCAUCGGCUCCAACGCCGGCAACAUCGCGGGCCCCCUGCUCUUCACGCCCGAGGAGAAGCCCGGGUACAGGAGGGGUCUGAUGGCCAACCUCGUCAUGUUUGCCCUCCUCAUCGUCCUCUUCGGCCUGGGCAUGCUGCUCAUAAAGUACCUCAACAAGAAGCACGCCGCCCAGCGCGUCGCCCUCGGGAAGCCAGAGGUCGUCAUCGACUACAGCAUGGCCGACACCAGCGCGUCCAUGGGCGACGACGACCCGAUCAAUGAUGAGUCGGUGGGCGAGAGGGGUUUUGAGGACACGACGGAUCUGAAGAAUGAGGAUUUCAUCUAUGUGUACUAGAUUUCAUCUAUGUGUACUAAAGGACGGAACUUUUUUUUUUAUUUGGUUGGAGAUGCCAGAUGACUGAUUCUUUGGUCCGAGUUUUUGUUCGCGUUCGGGAUUGGGACAUGUACGUUAAAAGUCAGCCUAGAAAUUCAAGGGAUGCUUUUUUUGUUCUGUGG